Diospyros lotus (date-plum) is the source of this 1368-nucleotide messenger RNA. RefSeq names its product syntaxin-22-like. Gene Ontology annotation, biological process: vesicle-mediated transport; intracellular protein transport; vesicle fusion. Gene Ontology annotation, cellular component: endomembrane system; membrane; SNARE complex. The transcript is spliced from 8 exons. NCBI's taxonomy places the organism in Eukaryota, Viridiplantae, Streptophyta, Magnoliopsida, Ericales, Ebenaceae. Gene Ontology annotation, molecular function: SNARE binding; SNAP receptor activity. Bases 222 to 1046 code for a protein of 274 amino acids. The record is from RefSeq and is a predicted model, not a curated record.
CCCUCGCCGUACCUCGCAUCCAAACACAGGCUAAGAGUCCGUGGGAAACGACCACGCCGCGGUGCCGCACCUUCCUGCCCAUUUUCCCGUACCAUAGACGCUACCCACCUACCUGACCUCACGUUUUAUUAGUUGGAGUUGAAUUGAAUUUCGAUUCUGAUUGAAAGAAAGCUACCAGAUAGAUACCUUCCCCUGUAUUUUCUCCGCCAAGUAAGGAGAGGAUGAGCUUUGAAGAUCUUGAAUCGGGACGGUCUUUGACCGGAAGGCAACACCAGCGGAGACUUGAAGACGCUUCUUCUUCACAGGCCGUUGCUGCCGGCGUCUUUCAGAUCAACACCGCCGUUAACUCCUUCCAGCGCCUCGUUAACUCCCUCGGAACCCCCAAGGACACUCUCGAACUCCGUCAGAAGCUCCACAAGUCCAGGCAACACAUUGGUCAACUGGUUAAAGAGACGUCGGCUAAGCUUAGACAAGCUAGUGAAACAGAUCAUCACACCGAAAUUAGUGCUAGCCAAAAGAUUGCCGAUGCUAAGCUGGCAAAAGAUUUUCAGUCAGUUCUUAGAGAAUUUCAGAAGGCUCAACGGCUUGCAGCUGAGAGGGAGACUGUGUACGCUCCUUUUGUUCCCAAAGAAGUUCUUUCACCCAGGGUAGAUUCAUCCAACAGUCUUGAACGGUCGUCCAACAGUCCUGACCAGUUUUCUCUUCUUGUUGAAUCUAAAAGACAGGAAGUGGUGGUGUUGGAAAAUGAGAUAGUGUUCAAUGAUGCCAUCAUUGAAGAAAGGGAGCAAGGUAUCAAAGAAAUUCAGCAUCAGAUUGGUGAGGUGAACGAGAUUUUCAAGGAUCUUGCCGUGCUGGUUCACGAACAAGGAGUCGUGAUUGAUGACAUUAGCUCGAACAUUCAGCGCUCUGCUGCUAGAACUACCGAAGCUACUUCUCAACUGGCAAAAGCAUCCAAGAGUCAAAGAUCGAAUUCAUCUCUGGCUUGUCUACUGUUGGUAAUCUUUGGGGUCAUUCUGAUUAUUGUGGUGAUAAUAGUGGUAGCAUGACCAGACCAGCAUAAAGCCAGUUCUUUGGUGAAGCAACUCCCUCAAAUGAGUUGGGUCUGUCAUCUGAUGUAUGCUAAUCUUCAUCUAUUUGUUAUAUAUAUAUAUGUAAAAACAGAUCCCCCUCUUUGCAGAUUUAUGGCCAGCAGACUUGAUACAAAUGUUUUGUUCUUAUAUUUGUUUCCUUGAACAAAGCCAAUGUAAACUUGAGGAAUCACAGUCCUAAACGGGUAAUAUGUACAGACCUACCAAAUGUUUUGUUCUUAGGAGGCACGAACCCCAAACUCGUUCCAACACAUUAAAUCCAAUUCCUUUUAGUGUUCAA